AUGGGAUCGCUGGUGUUCUCUGCCUCCCCUGCCCUCUGGGUCCCAGGGUGCCUGGCCCUGCUUCUCUGGCUGUGGGUGCUGUGCACAGCCCGCCACAGGAAGCGUGCGCAGAGGCAGCCGGCUGUGCUGCAGGGGAGCGUGAGGCCCGCGGAGACCGUGAGUUCCAGGCUGCUGUCCCCAGGCCAGGGUGGGGCCAGCAGGGCGCUGACUUGCCUUCCUUGCCCCCAGUCGACGCUGAGGCAGCCCCACCUCAGCGUCCUCAGCAAAUCGGACACCAGGCUCCACGAGGUGCACCGGGGCCCACACCGCGCAGCCCCGCGGCCUGCCAGCAUGGAUCUCCUGCGCCCGGCGUGUCUGGAAGUGUCCAGAGGCAGCAUCCGUCCGCCGGCUGCCUUCGCGCCCCAGGAGCCGCCCCAGCCAUCGCCUGCUGCUACGCACGCCCUGCCUGCCGCCGGCCCCGAGGCCACCUAUUCCAAUGUGGGGCUGGCUGCCAUCCCCAGGGCCAGCCUGGCGGCCAGCCCCACGGUGUGGGCAGGGGCUCGGCUGACCAGCAGCCGGGCCCGGCCAGAGGUGGCUGCGUACGCUCGCAUCCAGAGGCUCAAGGGGGCAGACUGGGGGCCCCAAGGCCCGGAGCAGGGCAAGGCCCAGGGCACCCCCGCCGCUCAGGCGGACGUCCUGUACUCCAGGGUCAACAAACCCAAGAGGAGAGAUCCAGGACCUGCCGUAGCCCACGCGGACCCCCGGGGCCAGGCUGCGGUUCUGACUCUGGGGCGAAACCUGUCCUACGAGGCCCUCCCGCUCAGAGGCCCGGGCGUGGACCAGGGAGACGACGGCUCCCCAGAAAACGUGUACGAGAGCAUCCAGGACAUGGGGAUCCCCCGAGGGCCGGCAGCCCCCAGCUCUGGAGACUAGAUCGGACCUGGAGGCCUCCUGCGCCCCCACCUCAGCCCGGGCAGGGCCUCCCCCCUCCCCUGGCCGUGAGCGCUUACGCGCCCAGGCUCCCUUCUCCAGCGUGGGGCGCACUCCAAUCCCC
Pteronotus mesoamericanus is the source of this 1033-nucleotide messenger RNA. RefSeq names its product Lck interacting transmembrane adaptor 1 (gene LIME1). Gene Ontology annotation, cellular component: B cell receptor complex. The coding region runs from base 1 to 912 and encodes 303 amino acids. NCBI's taxonomy places the organism in Eukaryota, Metazoa, Chordata, Mammalia, Chiroptera, Mormoopidae. Gene Ontology annotation, molecular function: protein kinase binding. The record is from RefSeq and is a predicted model, not a curated record. The transcript is spliced from 4 exons. Gene Ontology annotation, biological process: T cell receptor signaling pathway; B cell receptor signaling pathway.